Cladocopium goreaui is the source of this 2157-nucleotide messenger RNA. Lineage: Eukaryota; Dinophyceae; Suessiales; Symbiodiniaceae. The record is from the annotation of a GenBank genome assembly.
AUGUCGCCACCAGCCAAGACGCCGCUGUCCACCAUGGCCAAGCUGUUUCGGAAGAAGGGCUCGGUGGCGGUAACUCUGGACUCAACCCACUUCGACAAGUGCAGCACCUUGCAGGAGGAGGAGAAAAGCAUUUUGAGCCGCUUUUGGAUCUUGCUGGUGGUCACAGCGAUCCUUUCGAGUUCUUUGUCAUUCUUGAUCGAUCGAUUUACCUUUGCCAUGGGCUUGUUGCGCUCAAGCCUCAUCGGCGACGAUUUUCUCACUGUCUUGGGCUUUGACGUCUUUGCGGCCUGCUUGGCACGGGUGAUCGUGCGGCCGACCAUUGAAGCAGAAGGCUCCGGGUUCCCAGAGAUGAAGGCGAUGCUUUUCGGCAAGGUGCUCUUUAACUUUUUGACCUUGCGGGUCCUGAUCUCCAAAGCCUUGGCGCUGGCUCUGGGGGUUGGCGCCGGCUUACCUCUUGGUAAGGAAGGUCCGAACGUGCACUUGGCCGCCUGCAUUGCCCGGGUGGUGGAUCCCAAGUUCUUUGCAAAACGUGUGGAAAGCAGUCACGGCGCCCACGGUGCGGGUGGCUCGGGCGUCGGGUCGGCCGUCUCCAAACUCUUGCUGGCAGCGACCUCCGUGGGAGUGGCGGCCUCCUUCUCCGCACCCAUCGGCGGCGUGAUUUUCUCCUUGGAGCUGAUGCUGCCGCAGACUUACGACGCCUUCGCGUACUGGGGAUGUUUCACUGCCAGCGUGGUGGGCUCGAUUUGCUAUGCAGUGGAGCGAAGCGUCACCACUGGUGCCUCCGGACUGUUGCCUCUGAUCAGUUCCAAUGUUCUGCCUGGGGAGGGCAUCGACACAGACUUCCCUAUUCUCCGGUUGCUCAUCGACAUCGCCUUGGGCAUCGUUUGCGGCUUGGCUGGCGGCUUCUGGGUGAAAUGCCACGGUUACACCGCAGGGCGCCUGAAGCGCUGGCGACUGCGGGAGAGCGAACCCGAGGUCGCCUUCGCCGACAACCAGGAGCCGCUGCUGUCCGGCGAGCGUCCGCGACGGAACCGCUGCUGUGCGGGGCUGAAGCGAUGUUUGCUGUGGCCUUUAGGCGGCAAGUGGCGAGACCUCUUCCUAGUCGCCUCGGUGACGGCCUUCAACACCUAUUUGGCGUCCUUACUGCCGUUGCUGGGGGGCAAGCCACAACCCUUGUUGAUUUCCAACAUCUUUGACAAGACCCUGACUUCUCACGAUGAGUGGCUUCUACCAGUGGGUGUUGCUGGUACCAUGUUCCUUUGUUUUCUGAUGAAAUGGGUCACAACAAUCCUAGCGCUCUCCUCAGCCAUUCCUGCCGGAGUGGUGGCACCCACCAUGAUCAUCGGUGGGCUGCUGGGGCGCGUCUGGGGACAUGUGAUCCUACCAGCGUGGCUGGUGGAUAUGCUGCUGAGUAAGAACGGCAUGCCCCCCACGGAGGCGGACCGCGGCGCCUUUAUGGCCCGCUGUGCCAUCGUGGGUGCCUCCGCCUUCUGCGCCGCGGUGUGUCGGGCCUUCGCCAUGGCCAUCACCGUCUUUGAGGUCUUGGCGUUACCCAACUCGGUGCUACCGCUGACCACCUCGGCCUUGGCCUCGAUCUUCGUGGCGAAUCGCGUCUCGUUGCCCUUCUUUGAUGCCAACCUGGCCACCAGGAACCUGGGUGGCAUCCCUGCGAUCACCUUCUCCGACUCGGCGAUCGAGCCGGUGAUGAAGGUCAUGAAAGUGGCAGAUCUCAGUUUAUGUUUGCCAAGGCAGAUCACCUUGCGACAACUUCUACACAUGGCCACCGGUACUGCCUUGGAACAGGACUUCUUUCCGAUUAUCAGCCCGCUGAACUGGGAUCUGAGUUGUCAUGGCCUAUUGGAAGGUUCAAUGACUCGCAGCAAUGCUCAAAAGCUCCUGAAGCAGUUGGACCCGCAGGGCGAGACACCCGACCUGGAGAUCGAUUUGAUGGAUCCCAAAUUUCAGGUGCCACCAGAUGGGAGCGAACCCUUGGUGGAAGGAAAUCCAGUACGUGUAGCACCGGAUUGCACGGUGAAGGAUGUAUAUCUCUUGAUGAAAGUCGCAGAGAGCGAUGGUGUGGUUUACGUGACAGACAAAGGAAUUCUGCAAGGAAGCGUAACCAUCAGCGAUUUGAUGUCUCGCCCCUGCGUGUUAUAG